Molecule: messenger RNA, 2029 nt
Organism: Aspergillus heteromorphus CBS 117.55
Lineage: Eukaryota; Fungi; Ascomycota; Eurotiomycetes; Eurotiales; Aspergillaceae
Gene: cp3
Product: carboxypeptidase C PRC1
Exons: 3
Coding region: 188-1819 (543 amino acids)
Biological process (GO): proteolysis
Cellular component (GO): fungal-type vacuole
Molecular function (GO): serine-type carboxypeptidase activity
Source: RefSeq, a predicted model, not a curated record
CCUCUCUCCAUCCUCGUCUGGGUUCCCAUUGACCACCCAGUAGUUGGUAUCUGCUUAGCUGCUCGUUUGCUCACCUUCCACUGCUCUGAUCUGUACCCUCCAGACCGCAAGGUCCUUCCUCAUCCUCAGCGUUGCCAUUUCAUCAGCGUUUCGACUUCAAGCCUGUCUUUCGACUACAUAAUACAUCAUGAGAGUUCUUCCAGCUGCUGUGCUGGUUGGGACGGCCGCUGCGGCUGUCUCUCCCUUCCAGCAGGUCCUCGGGGGUGCCAAGCAGGGUGCCGACAGCUUCUCCAAGCCACUGCAGACCUUCCAGGAGGAGCUCAAGAGCCUCUCUGAUGAGGCCCGUAAGCUCUGGGAAGAAGUGGCCAGCUUCUUUCCCGAGAGCAUGGACCAGAACCCGGUCUUCUCUCUCCCCAAGAAGUCCAACCGCCGUCCUGACUCCCACUGGGACCACAUCGUCCGCGGAUCCGACGUCCAGAACGUCUGGGUCACCGGAAGUAGCGGUGAGAAGGAGCGUGAGAUCGAUGGCAAGCUCGAGACCUACGAUCUCCGUGUCAAGAAGACCGAUCCCAGCGCUCUCGGCAUCGACCCCGGUGUCAAGCAGUACACUGGUUAUCUCGACGAUAACGAGAACGAUAAGCACUUGUUCUACUGGUUCUUUGAGUCCCGCAAUGACCCCGAGAACGACCCCGUUGUUCUCUGGCUGAACGGUGGCCCGGGCUGCUCUUCCCUCACCGGUCUUUUCAUGGAGCUCGGCCCUAGCAGUAUCAACAAGAAGCUCCAGCCGGUUUACAACGACUUCGCGUGGAACUCUAACGCUUCCGUCAUCUUCCUUGACCAGCCCGUCAACGUCGGUUAUUCUUACAGUAACUCUCCUGUCAGCGACACGGUCGCUGCUGGCAAGGACGUCUAUGCCCUGCUUACCCUCUUCUUCAAGCAAUUCCCCGAGUAUGCCAAGCAGGACUUCCACAUCUCUGGUGAAUCCUAUGCCGGUCACUACAUCCCUGUCUUUGCCUCGGAGAUUCUGUCUCACAAGAAGCGCAACAUCAACCUGCAGUCCGUUCUGAUCGGUAACGGUCUCACCGACGGUUACACCCAGUAUGAGUACUACCGCCCCAUGGCCUGUGGUGACGGUGGCUACCCUGCUGUUCUGGAUGAGAGCUCUUGCCAGGCCAUGGACAAUGCACUGCCCCGCUGCCGCUCUAUGAUUGAGUCUUGCUACAACUCCGAGAGCGCCUGGGUCUGUGUCCCUGCCUCGAUCUACUGUAACAACGCUCUUCUGGCCCCUUACCAGCGCACCGGACAGAACGUCUACGAUGUCCGCGGCAAGUGCGAAGACAGCUCCAACCUCUGCUACUCGGCCAUGGGAUGGGUCAGCGACUACCUGAACCAGGCCAACGUCAUCGAAGCUGUCGGCGCUGAGGUUCACGGCUACGAGUCGUGCAACUUUGACAUCAACCGCAACUUCCUCUUCCACGGUGACUGGAUGAAGCCCUACCACCGCCUCGUGCCUGGUCUCCUGGAGCAGAUCCCUGUCCUGAUCUACGCUGGCGAUGCCGACUUCAUCUGCAACUGGCUGGGCAACAAGGCCUGGACCGAGUCCCUGGAGUGGCCCGGACAGAAGGAGUACGCCUCUGCUGAGUUGGAGGACCUGAAGGUGGUCGACAACGAGCACAAGGGCAAGAAGAUCGGUCAGGUCAAGUCGCAUGGCAACUUCACGUUCAUGCGUAUCUACGGUGGUGGCCACAUGGUCCCCAUGGACCAGCCCGAGUCGAGUCUCGAGUUCUUCAACCGCUGGUUGGGAGGUGAAUGGUUCUAGAGAACCCGCCAUCAGGCAUUAGACUGCGUUGCAGCGUUGCUGCAGUGACACUGCAGAUAUUUUUUUAACGAGAGUUUUGACUUUUGAGAUGGAUUGCCAAUGCCCACUAGUUCCUGAGGCUUCAUAAGUUGCAUGGCAUAUACGAACCUUGUCUUCAUAGUGCGUCAUAUUAUAUUAGUUCGUAUGAGAAUGAAUUCGAUAAUACCGUUA